Messenger RNA from Hibiscus syriacus, 1650 nucleotides. RefSeq names its product putative pentatricopeptide repeat-containing protein At1g10330. The record is from RefSeq and is a predicted model, not a curated record. Bases 8 to 1408 code for a protein of 466 amino acids. NCBI's taxonomy places the organism in Eukaryota, Viridiplantae, Streptophyta, Magnoliopsida, Malvales, Malvaceae. The transcript has a single exon. Gene Ontology annotation, molecular function: protein binding; RNA binding. Gene Ontology annotation, biological process: RNA modification.
CAGUCACAUGACCUCCGAGUUUCUUCUACAACACCUUCAACGUUUCAUCAAACAUUCAAACCAAAUCAAGCAAACCCAUUCGCUGCUGAUCACCGGCGGCCACCUCCUCAACAACCGGCAAAGCCAAAACACUUCUUCAAAAUGGAAGGCAACGCUUCUUUACAACACCUUAAUAAGAGCCUAUCUCCACAUAAUCCCACAUCUUUCCCUUACACUCUUCACCCUCAUGCUCGGUUAUCAAACACCCCCCAAUGCCCACACUUUCACUUCUCUUUUCAAAGCCGCCUCUUCGUCUCUCUCCUUAGCCACACUCACUUGCUCACCCCUCCAUGCCCAAGCACUGAACCGUGGCGUAUUGGCUGAUCCGUUCGUGCAAUCAUCGUUGCUCGGUGUGUAUGCUAGACUCGGUGGUUUGUGCAAUGCGUGUAAAGUGUUCGAUGAAAUGCUUAGCCCGUGCAUUGUCGCGUGUAAUGCGAUGCUCGAUGCUUUUGGGAGGAAUGGUGAGAUGGGUUCUGCCCUUUUCCUCUUUAACUGCAUGAUUGAAAAGGAUGUGGUGUCUUGGACAAGUGUUAUGAAUGGUUUUCUAAGGAGUAAACAGUUUGCAAAGGGGAUUUGGGUUUUUGAGAAAAUGAUGGAUUUUUCAGUGAGGCCUAAUGAGGCUACUUACGUUAACGUGUUCUCUUGUUGUGCUAAUUUAGAAGAACGAAGUGGGUUUUACCUAGGGAGACAGAUACAUGGGUAUAUUUUCAGAAAUGAAGUUGCUAUGACCAUUUUCAUGGGGACAGCAUUGAUUGAUUUUUAUGGAAAGAAAGGCCAUUUAGAGAUUGCUUUAGGAGUAUUUAAUCAAAUGUUGGUUAGAAAGGUUUGUACUUGGAAUGCAAUGAUCUCUUCACUUGCAUGUAAUGGAAGAGAAAAGGAGGCAUUGGACUUGUUUGAGAAGAUGAAAGUGGAUGGAGUGUAUCCGAAUGAGGUUACAUUCGUUGCUGUUCUUACGGCAUGUGCUCGUACCAAGAGAGUCCAGUCCGGCUCGGAACUCUUUCGAUCGAUGCAGUGUCGAUAUGGCAUUGUGCCGAUAAUGGAACACUAUGGGUGUAUGGUAGAUCUUUUAGGCAGAGCAGGGCUUUUAACUCAAGCAACCGAGUUACUGAACACUAUGCCAUUUCAGCCCGAAGCAUCGGUGUUGGGUGCGCUUUUAGGCGCUUGUAAGAUUCACGGUGCCUUCGAACUCGGAAAUGAAGUUGGGAGAAGGUUGCUUGAGUUGCAGCCACGACAUUGUGGUCUCUAUGUAGCAUUAUCUACCAUAAAUGCUGAUAAGGAGAGAUGGGAUCGUGCAGCUGAUUUGAGGAAAUCGAUGGUAGAAGCAGGUAUUAAGAAAGCUCCAGCUUAUAGCUUCAUUGAUUCCUUGUGAGUAUUCAUGGUCAAUACUAAUUAAAAUAUUAGAGAAUUCAUUCUUUAAUUUUAACUUUGGAUUGAACAAUCAAAUAUUCCCCAAGAAAAAGAGUUAUCACUCUUAUCCGAAUAGAAAUCUACUAUGAAGAUGCAAGCAAAUCAGUAUGAUGAGAUUUACAUAUGAAAUACAAAUGAAACUCAUGCUUGCUUGGCUUCUUUUUAGCCUUACUAGAAUGAAUAUUAUUGAAAUUUUGUUUGACA